AUGGCUACAGGAUUCACUCCCACGUAUCUCAAGGACCCCAUAGACUGGUCCGUUGACGAUGUCAUGACUUUUUUGUGGCCACGGGUGCCCCAUAAAUGGGCUCACAGCUACCAGCCUCCCGACAUUGAUGUGUUGGGACCAAUCUUCCGUGCCAGAGGCGUUAAUGGUAGGGUAUUGCUUCACUCUGUGACCACUGACCUCCUUCGGGUGUCAAUGGGUAUCACUAACAUGAGUGAACGUAUCUACAUCUUGCACAUCAUCCGUUACCUGCGAGAUCACUCGGUUGCUUUUGCUCAUCCCGCUGCCUCAGGCCAGAGCCUUCCAACCGGGCCUGCCACCCCUACUGCUGGCACCCCACUGCAAUCUACAUCCAGCAAGCAACCUAAACGUGCUACCAACCUCAUGACAACGCCACUCAUGCCAAACCAUGCAGGCCUUGCAACUGAUCCAGCUUUCUGGACGCCCCUGUCAAGAGUCCCGGCAACAGCUACAGUUUCGGCACCGCCAAUGGUUUUUGAACCCAACCCACCUGUUGAUGCAUUCACGGCGGAACUUCUACGACGCCACCCACCGGAAACCAAUGAUGACAAUGCCUUGCCUCUGUACGGGGAUUCAGAGAGUUCAGAUUACGAUGCCAAUGAGCAGCGGGAGAUUGAAGAUUUGCCGGAGAAGGAACCCCCCAAUUGGUCCUUCGCACGCAUCCUGGACCAGUUGACCUGGCAGGAUUUAAUGAGAUUGUCGACAAUUUCAUUUCGGAAGAAAGACAGGAAUGGAUUGGUAGCAUCACAAGGGAAUUAG
This is a messenger RNA of Penicillium antarcticum, 798 nucleotides long. Its product is annotated as putative SNF2 family helicase/ATPase. The transcript is spliced from 2 exons. The record is from RefSeq and is a predicted model, not a curated record. The coding region runs from base 1 to 798 and encodes 265 amino acids. Gene Ontology annotation, molecular function: protein binding. Lineage: Eukaryota; Fungi; Ascomycota; Eurotiomycetes; Eurotiales; Aspergillaceae.